Messenger RNA from Lindgomyces ingoldianus, 6759 nucleotides. Its product is annotated as PP2C-domain-containing protein. The coding region runs from base 243 to 6581 and encodes 2112 amino acids. The transcript is spliced from 4 exons. Gene Ontology annotation, molecular function: magnesium ion binding; protein binding; adenylate cyclase activity. The record is from RefSeq and is a predicted model, not a curated record. Gene Ontology annotation, biological process: intracellular signal transduction; cAMP biosynthetic process. Lineage: Eukaryota; Fungi; Ascomycota; Dothideomycetes; Pleosporales; Lindgomycetaceae.
CGCCUGCCGUGUGCCUUCUCGCCGUUGUGAAUCGCCCUCCCACUGUGCUGUGCAUCUGCGCCUGCGACUGCCGACCCCCCGCCCCGCCCAUGUGCGUCCCCGCGUCCCAUCCCAAGCCUCGAUGAAGCCAUCCUAGGACUCCUGGCACUCGUCGGUGCUCGUCGCGGCAGCACAAAUCGAACGAAACCCACCCGCCCAUCGCGUCCGCGCCCGCGCUCGCCAGCGCAAGCCCCGGAGCGACAAUGACGAGGAAGGAGAAUGCGGGUAGGCAUGGAUCCACCGAGAGCUCGGGGGCGGAGAGCUGGCGCUCGAGCGACACGGUGAGGGCCAGCUUCAGCGGCCGUUCUCGAGGAACGCCCGUCACCGUGAAGACGUCUAAAGACCACAACCAUCAUCAGAUCGAAAAGGAGUCGGAAAUCUCGCCCGGCACCAUCCCCCCAAUUCCUCCUCCCAAAGACCCCUCCCAUAAACCCCGGAAAAACUCCAAUUGGAACAGCCCGCGAACUGCCGACUGGGGCAACCACCGGAAAGAGCUGGCUGUACUAGAGACAUCCGGAAGCAGGAUACCGUCCAUCUCCCACAAUCCACCGACCGCCACUUCGCCCAUCCCGCCGUGGAUUUCUGCCACCGCAAAUGGUUCCGUGAUGCCCUCAAGCGUCUUCUCCAGUUUCUUCAACGACUCGAAUGAGGACAUAGCACAGCUCUCACCAGGCUUCCGUCCUAGUAGCGGAAAGGAGGAUAAUAUGGGGUUUCCCAGUGAUGAUCGACGGCCCUCCGUUGCGAGUGCCACCACGGUCAGCAGCUCGGGGUCGAAAUCGAGCAUCAGCAGAGGAUUCCAUAAGAAACUGCAGGGAUUCUUCGGGGAGGAGUUUCCUGGCGAUUCCCGCCAGAAUUCAGAUACGAGCCUGACGACCCCGUAUGGAGCUGAACCACAGCCAACACGCGUUUCCCGGAACCGCACAAACUCCGUGAAUAAUACCCUCGGGAGCAGCAUGAACAGCAGGCCUGGCUCGCCGGCAAGCUCCCGUCCACGAACGCCGCUCCCUUCGUCGGAAGUGACGCCCUGGGAGUUCCAAGACUACAAGGAAAUGCCUUCUCAAGGUGAGAAUGGCCGCCCCUCCUCCGAGCAGCAUUCGAACAAGUCUGGCAAGAGUUCCCACAAAUUGAGGCUCCCGGGACACCGGCACAACCGGAGCAAAGACGACAUCAAAGCGUCUGAAGGGCGAGCCGAGAUUAGCCAACCCUAUCCAUUGCGACCGGUGACUAGUCGAGAGGAUUCGUCCUAUAGCAUCCGCCGAGACCAACAAUACCCCUCCGCCCUCAGUUCCGCCUUCGCUUCCAAAACCAAUCUAGUCCCGCGACCAUCAAGUCCUACCCCAAGCGCCUUUAGCGAGAUGUCUCGGGACCCUUCAGCACAAAGAUCGCCCAGUACUAGUAAACCACGCUCUAUUCUCGACCGCUUCAAGAGAAAGGACAAAACAGACCGCUCGGGUCCAGAGUUCCUCAAGGAUCUUCCUCCUUCGACGGUUUCCCUGCAACCUUCCAUCAAGUCUGCAAAAUAUCCUCGAGCAGAGCCCUCGCCAUCUAUUAUGAGCUCCAAGAAGAAAGGCACGAUAGAACCGGGGUAUCGAGAGAAAGGUUUCGGAUACGUCAAAGAGGUCAAGAAGGACCAUAGUCGUCUGCCCUUCAAGAGCUCGAAGCGGCCAGGCGGAACAAAUGAACAGCCACGUGGGAAAGAUCCGAAUGAAGCAAAGGCCGACGCCGUAAUGAACGAUGCGCUGUGGAACCUGGACACUGAUCUCGAUCACAUGGAGGGCAUUGUCAACCCGCAGCAGCCGCCAAUGACUCCACCCAUGGGUGAUGUUCCCCCAGUUUGGCCUGGAGAAGAUCCCACACCAGAGGUAAAGGACCAGGACGGGUUUAUCGCUGCAUGGGAUGCUCCUGAUUCGUGGGCCGUCAAGCGAAUGGGUGACGAGAGCCUUCGACAUGGCGAAUUCGACGAAACUAGCGCCAUCCCGAAGGAUGAAGAUAACUCAAAGACAUAUUGCGUUCGUAUAUUCAGGGUAGAUUCGACAUUUGCGACCCUAUCUGCGACGCUUAGUACCUCGGUCUCUGAGAUUAUCCAGAUUCUUGGGAAGAAAACACUGCUUCAGGAUGAACUAGACAACUAUCACAUUGUCAUGCGCAAACAUGAUACCUCGCGCCAACUAGACUCCCUGGAACGGCCCCUACUGAUCCAAAAGCGAUUGCUAGAGCAAGCGGGUUAUACGGAGGCCGACCGUCUUGAAGAAGUUGGAAGAGAAGACAACAGUUACCUAUGUCGAUUCACUUUCAUCCCAGCAAAGAUGAGCGGCUACUCGAGCUUAGAAAAAGACCCCGGCUUUAGCAAGAUGCAAAAGUUCAGCCAUAUUGAUCUUCAAGGCCGCAACCUAAUCACCAUUCCCAUCACGCUCUACCAGAAAGCGACAGAAAUCAUAUCCCUCAACCUCUCUCGAAAUCUGUCACUGGACGUUCCAAAGGAUUUCAUACAAGCUUGUACCAAUCUCCGCGAGAUCAAAUACACGAGUAAUGACGCUCGCCGGUUACCGCCUAGUUUAAGUCUAGCAAGUCGUUUGACAAUGCUAGACAUCUCAAAUAAUCGUCUCCAACAAUUAGAACAUGCGGAGCUGCACAAAUUGCAGAGCCUGCAAGGCCUUCGACUCUCCAACAACAGGUUAACUCAGCUUCCAGUAUACUUUGGUCAGUAUCGGGCACUCAGGAGUCUGAAUUUGAGCUCAAACUCCCUCAGCGAGUUUCCGGACUUUCUAUGCGAAGUACGGACCCUUGUUGACCUUGAUAUAAGCUUCAACUCGAUCUCGAGCCUACCAAAGAUUGGGCAGCUGACCUGUUUGGAAAGGCUGUGGGCGACAAACAAUAAGCUAUCCGGAAGCUUCCCUCCUUCCCUCAGCAAUUUGGUCAAUUUGCGGGAGAUCGAUGUUCGCUUCAAUGCUCUUGAUAGCAUGGAUGUCAUGUCUCAGCUGCCAAGGUUGGAGUAUUUGAUGAUUGGACACAACUCGAUAUCGGCAUUUGAGGGUUCAUUUCCAAAGAUUCGGGUGUUACACAUGAACCACAACCCGGUUACGCGCUUUGGAAUGAGUGCUCCUGUACCAUCGUUGUCGAUGCUGAAUCUUGCAUCUGCGAAACUUGCGCAGCUUCCCGAAGAUUUGUUCCAAAAGAUCACCGGGUUAACGAAACUCAUCCUAGACAAGAACCAUUUCACUUCCAUCUCGACUCAUAUCGGGAGACUUUAUCGGCUCGAGCACUUAAGCGUAGCAAGGAAUUCCCUCGAUGAGCUCCCAGCCGAGAUUGGACGGCUUGCUGAGCUCCGAUAUCUCGACGUCCGUGAGAACAAUUUAGGACGACUUCCCCCAGAGAUAUGGUAUGCGCGACGGUUAGAAACCCUCAACGUAUCCUCUAACGUCCUAGACGCAUUCCCUAAGCCGAGUGCGCCUCCUCCCUCCCUGAAUGGCGAUGUGUCUAACAUGGAUGGUGCAACUCCUCUAUCCACUCCCAGUCUUGGGACCAGUCCAAGUUACGAAGAGCUUGGGAAGCUGGAAGACUUUGCCAACCGACGUCCUAGCCAAGCGUCUGCUGGAUACCUUAGUUCAGGUCCCUCACCAGCUGCAUCACAACGCAAAGGUUCCAUGGCUUCAUACGGUACAGGGUCAACGACCACGGCAAGGAAACAAUCUCUCACCUCGCGUACACCAACGGAAGGAACUCUAACUCCCAUCUCACGCAAAGACUCAAGUCUCUCAAACCGAAUGGUGGCAACCUUCGCAGGAUCAUUACGACACCUAUUCCUCGCUGAUAACAGGCUUUCAGAUGAUGUCUUCGACGAGCUUGCCUUGCUUCCAGAGCUGAGGAUAGUCAACUUAGCAUACAAUCUUAUCUACGAUAUUCCACUUCGAACAAUACGUAGAUGGCAGCAUCUCGCUGAGCUAUAUCUUUCUGGAAACGACCUGACAUCCUUACCGGCCGAGGACCUGGAAGAAGUAGGCUCUCUAAAGAUUCUUCACAUCAAUAGCAACAAAUUCCAGGUUCUCCCUGCGGAAUUAGGGAAAGUUGCGAAGCUUGCUAUUCUCGAUGUCGGUAGUAACUCCCUGAAGUACAAUGUGUCCAAUUGGCCAUAUGACUGGAAUUGGAACUGGAACCAUAACUUGAAAUAUCUUAAUCUUUCCGGUAACAAGCGACUUGAGAUUAAGCCCAGCGGACCUUUCAGUGGUGGAGGAGCUGCAAUGCGUGAAGGCAGAGAUCUAACUGACUUUACAUCCCUCAUCAACUUGAGAGUCCUAGGGUUGAUGGAUGUAACCAUGAUGGUACCAUCGGUGCCGGAGCAGACUGAGGACAGGAGAGUCCGAACUUCAGGCUCAGCGGUGGGGACAAUGGCUUAUGGGAUGGCUGAUAGCCUCGGUCGCAAUGAACAUGUGUCGACUAUGGACAUGGUCAUCCCCCGAUUCCGAAGCCACGACGAAGAGCAGGUCCUCGGCAUUUUUGAUGGUCAGCCCCUUGCUGGUGGAGGAUCCAAGAUUGCCAAAUACCUUUACGAUAACUUCAAACACCGAUUUGCGGACGAACUCGACCGUUUGCGACCUCAAGAGACUCCAGUCGAUGCCCUACGGCGCACCUAUCUGGGUCUCAACAAAGAGCUGGCAACUGCGGCCACACAAUCAUUAGACAAGAAUGCUUCGAUAGGCGCCUCGAUGCAGCCUCGUGGAUCUGUCCCAGAGCUUGGCGAUGAUGACUUGCAUUCUGGAAGCGUUGCUACUGUCUUAUACUUAAAGGAAAUGGAGCUAUACAUCUCCAACGUUGGCGAUGCUCAAGCCCUGCUCAUCCGCUCAGAGGGUGGUCACAAGCUUCUUACACGAAAACACGACCCAGCGGAACCCGGUGAGCGUUCAAGGAUCCGAGAAGCUGGAGGAUUUGUCUCCCGACAAGGCAAACUGAACGACGUCCUCGAAGUAUCACGCGCCUUUGGCUACGUGCAGAUGUCCCCAUCUGUAAUUGCCUCUCCACACAUACUCAAUCUCACGCUUGGCGACACUGAUGAAAUGAUCUUGAUGGCCUCUCGAGAGCUAUGGGAAUAUCUCACCCCGGAUUUUGCUGUUGAUGUUGCACGGUCAGAACGGAACGACUUGAUGCGGGCUGCUCAAAAGCUUCGAGAUCUUGCGAUAGCAUUUGGUGCGACCAACAAAAUCAUGGUUAUGUUAAUUGGUGUUAGCGAUCUCAAGAGCAAGCAACGAGCGCGAUUCCGGACACAUAGCAUGUCGAUGGGGCCCUCCGGAUCCCCAGAUGACUUUUUCUCGAGUCGCAGAGUCGGUAAACGUGCCCGCAACCAAGUCGGUGACUCUAAACUUGCUCGACUUGACAAUGAGGUCGAUGCCCCAACCGGAGAAGUUAGUUUGGUGUUUACUGACAUCAAGAAUUCAACCCUCCUAUGGGAGACGUAUCCGAUUGCUAUGAGAUCGGCCAUCAGAAUGCACAACGAGCUAAUGCGUCGGCAACUGCGCAUCAUUGGUGGUUAUGAGGUCAAGACCGAAGGUGAUGCCUUUAUGGUGGCUUUCCCAACCGUCACAUCCGCUCUACUUUGGUGUUUCACCAUCCAAAGCCAGUUGCUCGAGGUUCAGUGGCCGCAGGAAAUCCUUAGCGGUGUCAAUGGACAAGAAGUAGUAGAUCCUGACGGUAACGUCAUAUUCCGAGGCCUCUCAGUACGGAUGGGCGUCCACUGGGGUUCGCCUGUGUGUGAGGUCGAUCCUGUCACCAAACGCAUGGACUAUUUUGGGCCAAUGGUUAAUCGAGCCUCGCGCAUCUCGUCCGUCGCUGACGGAGGACAAAUUACAGUCUCUUCCGAUUUCAUUGCCGAGAUUCAGAGACUUCUAGAGACCCAUAUCGAGGGUGACCGAAGCAACUCCACCGGAUCUGAGGAAGCGCUCGGAGAUGACUUGAUGACCCAAGCUAUCCGGCAAGAGCUUCGAUCGUUAAGCAGUCAGGGUUUUGAGGUCAAAGAUCUAGGUGAACGCCGCCUGAAGGGUCUCGAGAAUCCGGAGUAUAUUUAUCUGAUGUAUCCUCAUUCCUUAGCUAGUCGUCUUGCUGUGCAGCGGCAAUUGGAGGCCAAACAACCACUACCAGCGCAGGCUGGCCAAGUUGGGCAGAAGAUGCCGGGUAGCCAGCUUACGAUUGACACUGAAAAUGUUUGGGAUCUUUGGAACGUCAGUCUACGUCUGGAGAUGCUUUGCAGCACUCUGGAAAGCCCUGGAACCAUGGAGUUGAAGCCUCCGGAGACGGCGUUGUUGGAGCGAAUGAAGAAUCGAGGUGGUGAGAUAACAGAUCGAUUUUUGAUCAACUUCGUCGAACACCAGAUCUCAAGAAUCGAGACAUGUACCACCACUCUCGCCAUCCGUCACAUGGUCAGACCUUUCGGCUCGACUUCGCUGCUCCGGCAAGCUUGCCCCAUGGCUGAUAUAUUAACCGAACUUCAGUCUCAGCUGAAGGAACUUCAACAAUACAAAGAUGAUGCAGCCUCUCAGAUCGUAUCAGCAUGAGAGGAAGUCACAAAAUAGUCUCAUGAAUAUCCUACCAACCUAACCUCACAACGACGUCUACGACAUCUUACACUUACCAUGUCAUAAUACUACCAUUCAUAUCACCAAAAUACUCCGAAUGUCUCAUCCACCCUCACCUAUGUCCAUACCCGGCGUUCAAUAGGACCUGUAUCACCAC